AUGAAGAACUUUGUUCUCAGAAGAAGAAAGAUAGAGAUUUAUUGUCCAGGAAAGGAACAUUCGCCUUGUGAUCAAGAAUCGUCCUCUUUUUAUAGCUCCGAAGUAGAUCGCAACCUCCUCCGCGUAUCUCGUCCACGUGCAACUACCGAUCCCGCUAUUUCCGGAUCUGAACAGUCGAAGCGAGAUUCUCGUUUGACUCGUUCAAACUCAGCUUGCGGACUUGACUCCGUCGAGCUAGAGCUCGACUUCGUCUUCACAAGUAGCUCGGACAGUAAACAGCUGGAUUUUGGACAAGGAUACUUGGUGGGCUCGAGGUCACUUUACUGGGCCUGA
This is a messenger RNA of Microthlaspi erraticum, 333 nucleotides long. The record is from the annotation of a GenBank genome assembly. NCBI's taxonomy places the organism in Eukaryota, Viridiplantae, Streptophyta, Magnoliopsida, Brassicales, Brassicaceae.